Messenger RNA from Cylindrotheca closterium, 453 nucleotides. Lineage: Eukaryota; Bacillariophyta; Bacillariophyceae; Bacillariales; Bacillariaceae. The record is from the annotation of a GenBank genome assembly.
AUGAUGUUGUUCCAACUCAACAAUACUGGUAUCCACUUGGAUAGUGGAUCUACUUUUCAUUUGCGAACCAAUGAAGAUGACUUUAAAGAAGGAAGUCUACAAGGAAUUCAUGGAGGAUUCCAUUAUGCCUCUAAUGUGGAUGGAAGAAACCUUUAUCGAGAAGGAAUCGAUAAGGUAUUUGAUUCUGUUUGUAAGCUUGAUACACGAGCUAGCGACAACAUCAACAGUUUGUCGAACAUGGUAAAAGAUGGAUUUGAUGUAUUUAUGGACACAAAGAGAGAGAACAGCUUCUUUGUAACCAGAAACGGGACUACAUGGCAAUUUGGACAUGGCAAUGGAUUAUAUACUUUAGUUGACGAACCUGCUGCCACAGCAGGUUCGUCAACUAAAGAAAAACGGAAAACGAAAAGCACCGAACCGAUCGGAACUUUGCAAACGGUAUUCGUAGCCUAA